Lampris incognitus (smalleye Pacific opah) is the source of this 3947-nucleotide messenger RNA. RefSeq names its product toll-like receptor 18 (gene tlr18). The record is from RefSeq and is a predicted model, not a curated record. NCBI's taxonomy places the organism in Eukaryota, Metazoa, Chordata, Actinopteri, Lampriformes, Lampridae. The transcript has 10 exons. Gene Ontology annotation, biological process: toll-like receptor signaling pathway; inflammatory response; immune response. Gene Ontology annotation, cellular component: membrane. Bases 357 to 3461 code for a protein of 1034 amino acids. Gene Ontology annotation, molecular function: protein binding; calcium ion binding; transmembrane signaling receptor activity.
CCGGUCCAGCCUCACUCCUCUCGACGUGCUCAGACAGGUCGUGCAUUGAAGACCGAAAUUCAGCCGCUCACUUCUCAUCAAAGAAACUUCGGUGGGGACUCAAGUUGUGUCUCAGUUGGAUGUACGCAUCUUUUGAAGGACACAUUUCUGGGCUGAUUAGGACUGUUCCAUGCCAAAGGAUCCUUCACAUGGAGCCGACAAGUACAUGCUAAAGUCUUUUGUGCACCUAUCACUUCUGACAGGACGCCCACGUGAGGACCAAAACAGUGGCCUUGGACCAGCAGUAUAAAUAGAAGCCGGAGCAAAGGCCCUGAAAGAAGCUUUAGGAAGGUGGUUUUCACGCUGGGUCCCUCGCCAUGAUUUUGAAACUGGUGAGUUUUAGUGCUCUCCUCCUCGGAGCCCUCACAUCCCCGUUGCCAGCUACACUCUCUCCCACCACAAACGCCACAGGAGGCCUCUGUCGCAUAUACAACUAUGGCCGCUCUGCAGACUGCCUUGGGAGACAAUUCGACCAUGUUCCGUGGACACGUCUUCCCUCCACAUUGGAGGAACUAGAUCUCUCCUACAACAUACUUCCAGCCAUCCAUGCCAACGACUUCCUCCACUUCCCGCGGCUACGCACCCUUCUGCUGUCGUACAAUAACAUCUCAUACAUCCACGAUGAUGCUUUUAGGAGCAACCCCCUCCUGGAGCAUCUCAACAUCUUCAACAAUUCCCUGCAGGAAAUUCCUGCCACUCCUCUGAUGCCCCUCACCAACCUGAAGAAGCUCUACAUGUCCAAUAACCUUUACAAACAAGCCACUUUGGCAGAUGGCUUCUCCAAAUUUGCCAAACUCCAGGUCUUGUCCAUGGGCGGUCCCCUGGUGCUUGGCUUAAAGAAAGGGGACUUCAAACCCUUGAAGAAUAUUAGGUUACAGGGUUUUGCCAUCAAAUGCUCUUCCAAUCUGAGUUACUAUGAGCCUGGUAGUUUAGAGGUUAUCCAGACAACCCAGAUGGGUUUUGACAUGGUGAUAGACCAAAAGCCAAACAUUCUCCCUCUUAUGCUUCGCGACCUCGCCAACAAGACCUUCAGCGUCAUCCAGUUCCGCAACCUCUUUGAGUUCAUGUACUACAUGGCUGAGGAGGACAUUUUUAAGAAUCUGAGAGACAUUACAGCCCACCAACUCAUCUUUCACCGUGGUAAAUUCAACGAAAACUUGCUGAGGAUGAUUUUGAUAAACUUACAAGUGGCCCCCAUCAAAAGGCUGAGACUUCAGUACAUUGACUUUGCCCGUUCACCCACUUUUGUGGACGACGGAGCCAGCUCCAGGAUAACAGACCUAAAACUGGAUAAACUGGAUCUGUGGUAUAUAAGUAAUCCCGAUGUGCUGCGGUUUGACUGGCGCUUCACCUGGUUCAACAAAAUUCAAGAUCUCUCCAUCCAGUAUGUGUACUUCAACAGUGUGCCUUGCGAUUCCUGGGUAGAGAUGGAGGGCGUGGAGUCUCUGGAUGUCUCCAACAACCGCCUGCACAACACAGCCAUCUUCAACCAACGCUGCGAUUACAAGGGCAGAAUGCGGAGCCUUCAUAACUUCAACAUGAGCAACAACGAGCUGUCCAGCUUGAGAGACUUGUCAUAUCUGACCAGGGAGUUCCAGCGACUACAAGUGAUCGAUAUAAGCAACAACAAACUGGGCUCUGCUGAAGAAAGCCAAAACUGCGCCUGGAGGCAAAACAUCACCAAGGUGAUCGCUCACCAUAACCAGUUUGUGAGCCAAGCCUUACAAUGUCUGCCAACCACAGUGCAACUCCUGGACCUGUCUUAUUGCAGUCUGGACCAGCUGGACAUGACUUACUUUGAGAAAACCACCAACCUCAAAGAGCUCCUUCUCAGUGGGAACAAAAUCAAGUUCAUCCCCUCUCAGUGGAGAAUGGCAUCCCUGCAGGCACUCACCCUGGAUGGUAAUUCUUUUGGCCUCAUAAGUAUGGAGUCCUUCCAGGACAUGCCCCAGCUAUCUCAGCUGAAGGCUGGCAACAACCCUUAUCACUGUACCUGUGAAAUCCAUGCUUUUAUCCAGGGAACAAUGUCAAAGAGGAAGAUCAACCUCACAGACUGGCCUGACAGUUACAAGUGUUACCAUCCUGAGGCCUUGCUCAACACUGUCAUAUCUAAUUACUUCCCAGGUCAUGUGGCCUGUGACAUCAGACUAGUCAUCAUCAUUUCUGUGGCCACCACUGCAACAGUGGUGCUGAUACUGAUGCUGAUCUGCUACCUCUUUGACGUUCCCUGGUAUACGAAAGCCACCUAUCAGAUCCUUAGAGCUAAAUACAGAGCUCACAAGGAGAAAGCGGUGGAAGGAAGGGAGAUUUUCACCUAUCACGCCUUCAUUUCCUACAGCCACUCUGACGCCGACUGGGUGAGGGACCAACUCUUACCCUGCAUGGAGAACAACAGGAACCCCUACCGCCUUUGUAUUCACGAGAGGGACUUCAUGCCAGGAAAGUGGAUUAUUGAUAACAUCAUUGAGAACAUUGAAAGCAGUCGCAAGGUCAUUUUUGUCCUUUCGCGGCACUUUGUGAACAGUGAGUGGUGCAACUAUGAGCUUUACUUUGCCCAGCAGAGAGCCAUGAGCAAGACCUUCAGUGACGUCAUACUGAUCGUGAAGGAGCCAAUCAAUCCCAACUCACUGCCGAGCAAAUACUGCAAGCUCAAGAAAAUGUUGAGCACUAAGACCUACCUGGAAUGGCCCCAGCAAGCCAAACAGCAGGCAUUUUUCUGGGCACAGCUGAAGAGCGUUCUGGGCAAGCCAACGCUGCCAAGAGAGAGAGCGCACAGCACCAGAAGCACAGCCUCCUCAGUGGGUGCUGUGUCAGUGAUAGAGCUCCCCCUAGAGGAUGGGAGGCCAGAAACAGCCCAGGCUGAUGAAACGGAACUUCAACAAGAGUUUACUCUAAUGAAUAAUGAGCAGCACAACCAGACGACAGUCUCUACAAAACCCGGCGAAGUCAGUCAGACGUCAGACCUGCGGAUGAACACCGCGCAGGCGGCUGCUGGAAGUCGCCUGUCAGCAGAAGUAGACCCGCACAACGUGAUGCUGAGUCAUGACGUCACCUGCCUCGCAGGGGGCCUCUCCUUUGUCCUCUCCUGGGAAAUGGAAAUAGGGCCUGAAAUUAAAAAAAAAAAAAAAAAAAUGAGUUCCCAGUUGGAAAAGGCAAUGGAGGGCCUUAUCAUGGUGUUCCAUAACUAUUCUUCGAGAGAAGGCGACAAAUACAAGCUGAGUAAAAUGGAGAUGAAGAACCUUCUCCAUGGGGAACUCGGUGGCUUCCUGUCGUCCGGGAAGGACCAGGUGGUGGUGGACAAAAUCAUGACUGACCUGGAUGAAAACCAGGACGGGCAAGUGGACUUUCAGGAGUUUGUUGUCCUGGUGGCUGCGCUCACUGUGGCAUGCAACGAAUUCUUCGUACAGAGCCAGAAGAAGUGAAGGCCGAGCUCUGACUCGACUCUUUCUGCAUAACCUCCCUGCCUAAUGAAAAUGCUAGCAAGUCCUCACUAUGAUACAUUUAACCAAUGAAAACUGUUUUCAUGUUGCAAUUUUGAUAUUUGGAACAUUAGUCAUGCUGGCGAUAAAAGAAAUACCCCAACUUCUACAUUAAUCAUGGUUCUCUGUACUGUUUUAAACAGGCUUCAUUCAAAUGUGCAACCUGUGCGCUCUAAAUUCUAAAAGUUUACUUUAAAAGAAUUAGGAAACCGAUUACGCUUGGGAAAAGUAACUAAAUGAACUUAAUGGUGUCAAGUUCAUUUCACAUGACUUGACACAAUUAAAUUAAUUUACUUACUUUUCCCAGGUGUAAUUGGUUUCCUAAAUUUUUCUAAGUAAACUUAACUUUUAGAAUUGACGGUGUGCGCACAUCUCCCUGUAGACCCUCAAAGGAAUCCUGUCUGAAUCAAAUAAAAACCUCAUGCCUGA